GAGACUAAGAAUAUCAAAUGGGUGUUUGAUACAUACUCCAAGAUCCGCUGGUUUAUUGACCUACACUCAGACGGUGGCGACGUACUUUAUAGCUGGGGCAGUGACGAGAACCAGUCUAAGUGGCCGUACAUGAACUUUCUCAACGACUCUUAUAGCAGUAUUCGCGGUCUCCUUUCCGAUAUACCGGGCUGCGGCAGAGGCUACGGCGAGUACACGUCGACAGCGGAUCUCAAUGCCAAUAUCGCCACGGCCCAGCGUAUGGCCUCUGCCAUGACCGCGGGCGGCAGUCGCGCCUACACGGCUUUGCAGGCAGCUGCCGUGUAUCCCACAUCGGGAGCUAGUGAUGAUUAUGCCUACUCGCGACACUUUGCGGACCCUAGUAAGAAUCUUGUUCAUGCGUACACGGUGGAGUAUGGGUUUGGAAAUAGUGCGGCGUCUUGUCCGUUCUAUCCCUCAGUCUCUCAGUACAACUCAAACCUCAAAGCAACUAGUGCUGGUUUUAUGGAGUUGUUGUUGUCUGCUGUCGAGCUGGGGCUUGGCGAUGUGCCGACGUGUUAA
Molecule: messenger RNA, 558 nt
Organism: Ilyonectria robusta
Lineage: Eukaryota; Fungi; Ascomycota; Sordariomycetes; Hypocreales; Nectriaceae
Exons: 1
Biological process (GO): proteolysis
Molecular function (GO): metallocarboxypeptidase activity; zinc ion binding
Source: RefSeq, a predicted model, not a curated record